ACAAACUUAAAAUAAAAAAAAAAACACUAAAACACAUGUCUGACACCUAUUAUUGCACUGGACUGUAGGAUGUGUGACACAUAGGCACACCGCAGCAGUGAAUGACAAAGAGUGUCUCUGCGCUGAUGUGUUUCCACUGGGGCGAAAUGAGGAAGUGAGCACAUUUUGUCAGUGAGCGGAGAAGGAGCGACACACAAACACACACACACACACACACAGAGCGAGAAAAACGCAGAGAGACACACACUUCGCCGUGUGUCCACUGCCAUCGGGCCCAUGUGCGGUCACAGAUAACGCAGCACAGGCGAGGACAGAUCCUGCGGAGACUGCCGAUCGCGGUGACCCUAGUGAGUGCGCUGCCGCAUGCCUCUUUUCUCUUUGUGUUCCAGUGGAAACGUGCAAAUUUCACAAACUCCGUCAACUCCGUCGUUUCGGCACGUCUUCGAAUUGCGCUGUCGCAGUAGGGACGUCUCCGGGGCUUUUCUGCGUGUCUCUUGGUCCGCAGACCGUCUCCAUAAUUACCAGGUCUCGGCCGAGUCCGCAUGAAAGAAGCUCCAUACCCCUGAGGAUGGCGACGGUAAGUGUCUCCGAAGAAUCGGGAGUCUCCUGCGGACCUUUACAGAGGAGAGACAGGACGUUUCCACCAGCAGAUGGUUACGACUUAUCUCCUUACCUCCGACAGGGUGCACGGCGUAUCGCCGCCUGGCUACGGAUCUAACUAGUCCUACCAGUAAUGCUAUCAAAUAGUCAGAAACGGCCCGUAAAGAUGUUCGCUAAAUGCCUACCGAAUGCUUGUAUCGGUAUGUAAUAGCAGUUUUCUCAUGUAGCAGAUACAUGCGGUAUUUUUCCAUCCUAAUCCACCUGAUGUGUAUUUUUGGAUUUAUUACAAAAAGAAUUAACUGGUGGUCUUCAGGUCGGACGCAUGCCUCCCGGGGUAAAGAACGUGUUCCGUCGCAGUGCUCUCUGUUGCGCUCGGACGUGGGCCACGAGCGUGCACCGCUUCUGGGUUACCGAUUCCUUCCUCUUGCAGAAGGGCUGGUCACCCGGCACCCAGUGCGUCACCAAGUGCGAUCACUCCAAGCCCAAGCCUUCCGAACUGGCUUACCGUAAAGGAGACAUGUUGACCAUCAUCGAAGCAGGAGUGGGGAAGGGUGUGUACAGAGCUCAGCAUAACAAGACAGGAGAGCAGGGGCUAAUAUCUGCCAGCAACGUGCGCGAGAGGGAAGCCAUCCGUGUUGACCCGAGCCUCAGCCUCAUGCCCUGGUUUCACGGAAAGAUCUCAGGGCCGGAAGCGGUGAACAAGCUGCAGCCAAUAGAAGACGGGCUGUUCCUGGUGCGCGAGUCCAUCAGACACCCUGGGGACUACGUGUUAUGUGUCAUUGUUGGUCAAGAGGUCAUCCACUACCGGGUAAUCUACAAGGACAACAAACUGACCAUCGACAACUCCAAAUUCUUCUACAACCUCAUCGACAUGAUUGAGUUCUACACAAAAAACCAAGGAGCACUCGCUACCACACUACAGAAACCUAAAGAGAAGGCAGGCGCUAAGUCAGCGGAAGUGGAACUUUCGAAAGCGGGCUGGUUGCUGGACAUUGACAAGCUGGCCUUGGGAGAGCGCAUAGGAGAGGGCGAGUUUGGAGCGGUGUAUAUGGGACAUUACAUGGGCCAGAGAGUGGCAGUGAAGGACAUCAAAUGUGACGUCACGGCUCAGGCGUUCUUGGAGGAGACCGCUGUCAUGACGAAGCUACAGCACAGGAACCUGGUGCGGUUGCACGGGGUGAUAUUACACAAUGGGCUUCACAUUGUCACAGAGUUCAUGGACAAGGGGAACCUGGUGAAUUUCCUCCGCACGCGAGGCCGAUCCGUUAUUGACACUGGACAACUGCUACGCUUUGCACUAGACGUGUGUGCGGGCAUGGAAUACUUGGAAUCCAAGAAGCUGGUUCACCGCGACCUGGCAGCUCGUAACAUCCUAGUGUCGAGCGACAACGUGGCCAAGAUCAGUGACUUCGGCCUGGCGCAGACUAACCCCAAAACCUCGGAUAACGUGAAGCUGCCGGUGAAGUGGACCGCCCCCGAGGCUCUGAAGAAGGAGAAAUUCUCCACGCGUUCAGACGUGUGGAGCUACGGAGUGCUCCUGUGGGAGACGUUCUCCUACGGCCGACAGCCCUACCCGAAGAUGUCCCUGAAGGAAGUGAAGGAGAAGGUAGAGCAAGGCUACCGUAUGGAGGCUCCAGAGAAUUGUCCCACCAGGAUCUAUGCCCUCAUGAGGACCUGCUGGGAGAUGGACCCCGGCAAGAGGCCCUCUUUCCAUAAACUGCGUGAAAAGCUUGAGAGGGAACUGUCCUGCUACAGCACAGUCACAAGGUCCUAAGUUGCUUGGAAUGAGGGCUCCUGGGGAAUUUCAUUCUGCAGACUCCUGGACCCCUCACGAGCCACGCACAGACUAGACAACAGUUAGACCUAAACUCAAAUGGCCAACCUGUCCAUUAACUGGGGUUGUAACAUAACUCAGGGACCAGUUAAGUCUAGAACUGGUGUAUAUUUAUUGAUGAAGUGAUUUAUUGAUGAAGAGACGGUGUUUGCGAAGGACACUGGAUUUUGAUACUAUACUUAAAACUGUAAUAAUAAUCACAAACCUGAUUUUGAUAUGAAGGCUUCUUCUGCAGUGUGUCCACAGCAAUUUUCCCAACCAUUUUAUCUGCUCAAAGAGUCAAGCAAUCUGUGCCAGUAGUCGCAGUGCUCACUUUUUUGACAUGUAUGACACGUCUGAUUAGUGAGAUUGGUGAAACGAAAAAGGAUAUGUGUUGGAGAUCCCAACAGCAUCUCAGUUAAUGACUGUAAAGAAAGAAUUUCACUUGCAUUCAUUAAUUUAGCUGAUGCUUUUAUCCUAAGCAAUUUACA
This is a messenger RNA of Scleropages formosus (Asian bonytongue), 2904 nucleotides long. It is a transcript of the gene matk, whose product is annotated as megakaryocyte-associated tyrosine kinase. The coding region runs from base 923 to 2374 and encodes 483 amino acids. NCBI's taxonomy places the organism in Eukaryota, Metazoa, Chordata, Actinopteri, Osteoglossiformes, Osteoglossidae. The record is from RefSeq and is a predicted model, not a curated record. The transcript has 12 exons. Gene Ontology annotation, biological process: protein phosphorylation. Gene Ontology annotation, molecular function: protein binding; protein tyrosine kinase activity; ATP binding.